Molecule: messenger RNA, 1531 nt
Organism: Hydractinia symbiolongicarpus
Lineage: Eukaryota; Metazoa; Cnidaria; Hydrozoa; Anthoathecata; Hydractiniidae
Product: DNA/RNA-binding protein KIN17-like
Exons: 15
Coding region: 40-1221 (393 amino acids)
Biological process (GO): DNA damage response; DNA replication
Cellular component (GO): nucleus
Molecular function (GO): double-stranded DNA binding
Source: RefSeq, a predicted model, not a curated record
AGAUGUUUCUAUUUUAAAUUUUAGUUUAAAUAAGUACAAAUGGGUAAAGAGAAAGGCGGUUUUUUGACUCCAAAAGCAAUAGCCAACAGAAUAAAAGCUAAAGGUUUACAGAAGCUUCGAUGGUAUUGUCAGAUGUGUCAAAAACAAUGCAGAGACGAGAAUGGUUUCAAAUGCCAUUGUAUGUCAGAAUCUCAUCAAAGACAAUUAUUGUUAUUUGCAGAAAACCCAAACAAGUAUUUGGACUCUUUUUCACAGGAAUUUUAUGAUGAUUUCAAGUAUCUUCUUAAACGUAGAUUUGGAACAAGACGUGUUCAUUGCAAUAUUGUUUACCAAGAAUAUGUUGCUGAACGUAACCAUAUUCACAUGAAUGCAACAAAGUGGGAAACCCUAACUGAAUUUGUACAGUGGUUAGGUCGAGAGGGACACUGUGUUGUUGACGAGACUCCCAAGGGAUGGUAUAUUGCUUACAUUGACAAAGACCCUGAAGUAAUAGCCAGACAAAAAGCUGCACAAAGUCGUGAGAAGAAGGAAUUAGAUGACCAGGAAAAGAUUAGUAAAUUUGUUGCCAAACAAGUUGAGAAAGCGAAAGAGUCGAUUGGAGAAGUGGCACAGCCAACAUUUACCGAACUUCAACGGGAGGAUGAGAACGAAAAAGUUCAAUUUGAUUUUGGAAAAGCCAGUGCUUCGAAGAGUGAUACCACUAAAGUGGAUAUUUCAUCAGGUGCUAAAAAGUUGGAAAGUUUAAUAAAAAAGACAGAUAGUCAACCUAAAGUUUUCAAAGAGAAGCCCAAAAAGCGGAAAUCAGCUUUGGAUGAAAUUCUAAAGGAGGAAGAAGAGCGAAAGAAAAAACAAAAAGAAUCGAGAUUACCAAACUGGUUAACAAAAGAUAUUGUGGUGAAAAUCAUAACAAAGAAGCUGGGAGAGAAAUAUUACAAAAAGAAGGGUAUUAUAAAGGAGGUUAAGAACUUGUAUAUCGGUAUUGUUGAAUUGCUUGAUACAGGCGAUACUCUGAAGUUGGAUCAAACACAUUUAGAAACAGUGUUACCUGCUCCAGGAAAAUUAGUCAAAAUCCUGAACGGUCGUCAUCGUGGCGAAAACGCGACAAUGGUCGGCAUUAACGAAAAAUCUUUCACUGCUACUAUCAAGUUGACAAGUGGACAAUCGAAAGGUGAAACAAUUUCGAAGAUAGCAUAUGAAGAUAUCAGUAAACUGGCUGUCUGAUCAUUCUGAAGUAAACCAAGAAGAGCACGAUUAAUACGAGAUGGACUGCGUUCAAAUGUUAGCGUGGUUAUGAGGCAACCUUAUUAUGUUGGAUGAGAUAGCUUAAAACGUUCCCAGAAAGGCUUGAUGGUUGCUGGAUUGGUGGCUCCGCUUAAACAUAGAACAGUCUACUUGUAAUACUCUCCAGCAUAUAGCUACCUGUAACACCAGUGAAAUGGUCAAAUUUUUCAAAAAAAGGAUAUCGUUUUAACAUUAACAUUUUAGAAUCUGAUGUAAAAUAUUUGUUUUAAAGAGUUUUAUAGAUUUUUUC